AUGGCUGAAUCUGCAGAAAUUGCCUCUAUGAAAAUGAAACGACUUGUAGACGAGGCUUCUCAAGUCAAGUACAUCCCUGGUGGUGCUCUAAAAAUUUACUUUCGUUCAGCAAAUACUUUGUUACGACAGUCAAAGCUUUACAUGAAAGAGAAUGACUUAAUGAACGCUUAUAAAUUCUAUAUGAGAUAUGCAACAUUAGCUCUCGAAAAACUACCGAGUCAUCCAGAAUACAACAAACCAGAGCAUAAGGCUGGGCGAAUUGAAUUAGUUAAAAAUACGAAAGAAGUGCUUAACGAAAUUACACGUUUAAAACCUAAAUUAGAGGAACGUUUUAGACGAACAGCAGAAAAGGAAAUUGCUGAACAUGAGGCUCGACUCCAAUCAACUCAAAAACCUGAAAGCAUGCCUCGUCCAUCUCAAUUUCAAACGCAGCAAACCUUUGUUCCUUACGAACAUUGGAAUUUGGUUGAACAAUUGAAAGACUUGCCAAGCCAACCGUCGUCUAAUUUUACACAUGAGGAACAGACUUGUCGUUCGGUUGAAUAUCCUGGAAUCUCAAUGCGAAAUCAAAGCGAUGGGUAUAUUUAUCCGUCUAUGGGGAUGCCAAUUAUAAAAAUACCUACCUCCUCUACAUCUGUUAUAUCUUCCCCAGCAUUACCUCCUAAAGUGAAAUAUGAACCUCCGCGACUUCCACCGAAGCCUAACGAAUAUAUGGCUUCUUUUAAUAUUCCUAAUGUUGAACCUAUUUUUGAAAGCGAACCAGAAUUUGCCGCUUUCACUGAAGGUGGUGAAGGUCUUCGAAAAGUUUGUCUUCCAAGAAAUAUAUAUGAAAUUUUUAUCCGAAUUGCAGCCAGCAACACUUUAAAGAAUUUAGAAACAUGUGGAGUAUUGUUUGGAAACUUGGCUAAAAACGUGUUUUCUAUUACUACAUUAAUCAUUCCUAAACAAACCGCUACUUCUGACACGUGUACAAUGACGAAUGAAGAGGAGUUGAUAGAAUAUGCUGAAGAAAAAGGGUUAAUGCUGCAAGGGUGGAUACAUACACAUCCAUCACAAACUUGUUUUAUGAGUUCGAUGGAUUUGCAUACACACUCUUCUUAUCAAGUUAUAUCUCCAGAGGCAAUUGCUAUUGUAUGUGCACCAAGGCAUGAACCAAACUUUGGAAUCUUUCGAUUAACUAAUCCACCGGGAUUACAGACUGUUCUUCAAUGCACACAAAGAGGAUUUCACCCUCAUAAUUCCAACUUACCCAUUGACAAAGUUUGUUGA
Funneliformis geosporum is the source of this 1269-nucleotide messenger RNA. Lineage: Eukaryota; Fungi; Glomeromycota; Glomeromycetes; Glomerales; Glomeraceae. The record is from the annotation of a GenBank genome assembly.